AUGGAGCGACACAAGGGCUUCUUCUCGGCUCUCAAGGAGGAGGUGGUCCGCGGGCUGUCGCCGGCCCGCUCCAUGAGAGGCCGGAGCCACUCUCCGUCUGGUUCGGGCCUGCACCGCCGGAGGAGAGGCGUCCCGCCGGAAAUAUUUAUGUCGAGAUCGGGGAGCUGGAGGCCAGGGGUCGAGACCCUGUCGCCCCUGAGGGAGGGCCCGGAUCCGGACGGGUCGGACUCGGAGGACCCUCGGAGCGACGGCUGGGCUCACUGGCUCUGCCGGGCUCCUGCCGUCUCCGCCGCCGAGCCGGGCUAUGCGAGGUCCGAUCUCAGGCUGCUCCUGGGCGUGCUCGGUGCGCCGCUCGCCCCGGUGCACGUUAGCAACAGCGACCCUUUGCCUCACCUGUCUAUCAAGGACACCCCCAUUGAAACAUCCUCAGCACAGUACAUUCUACAGCAGUACUUGGCAGCUUCAGGUGGGCACAAGCUCCAGAACUCGAUCCAGAACUCAUACGCAAUGGGGAAGGUGAAAAUGGUGGCUUCUGAUAUCGAGACAGCCACAAAGGUGAUCAAGAACCGGAACUCGUCCAAAUCGGCCGAGUUGGGUGGGUUCGUUCUGUGGCAGAUGAAUCCCGACAAGUGGUAUGUCGAGCUGGCUCUUUCCGGUAGCAAGGUCCGUGCCGGAUGCAAUGGCCAGCUCGUCUGGCGCCACACGCCUUGGCUCGGUGCCCACGCCGCCAAGGGGCCCGUUCGGCCCUUGCGCCGUGCUCUUCAGGGCCUGGACCCGAAAACAACGGCAAACAUGUUUGUGAACGCCCGGUGCACGGGUGAGAAGAAGCUGGACGGUGAGGACUGUUUUGUCCUGAAAAUAUGUGCUGACCCGCAUACACUCAAGGCCCGGAGCGAGGGCCCGGCGGAGAUCAUCCGACAUGUCCUCUUUGGGUACUUCAGCCAGAGGACGGGCCUUCUUGUUCACCUGGAGGACUCUCACCUGACGCGGAUUCAGGCCCACGGUGGUGGGGAUGCUGUUUACUGGGAGACCACCAUAAACUCGUACCUCGAUGAUUACCGGGCUGUGGAUGGGGUUGUGAUAGCCCAUUCGGGCCGGUCGGUGGUGACCCUUUUCCGGUUCGGGGAGACUGCCUUGAGCCAUACCAAGACACGAAUGGAGGAAUCGUGGACCAUUGAGGAGGUUGCUUUUAAUGUUCCGGGCCUUAGUCCCGACUGCUUCAUUCCGCCAUCCGAGCUCAGGUUGGGGGAAGCGUGUGGGCUCCCGGGGGAUGGGAGGGUAAAAGGCGGCGGUGUGAUGGCGGCGGCGACACCUGCCGGUUACCGGUCGAAGCCACCGGCUGUCGAUGCCAGGGUAAAGAGGUAA
Molecule: messenger RNA, 1365 nt
Organism: Striga hermonthica
Lineage: Eukaryota; Viridiplantae; Streptophyta; Magnoliopsida; Lamiales; Orobanchaceae
Source: the annotation of a GenBank genome assembly